Molecule: messenger RNA, 1510 nt
Organism: Rhineura floridana
Lineage: Eukaryota; Metazoa; Chordata; Lepidosauria; Squamata; Rhineuridae
Exons: 5
Coding region: 109-756 (215 amino acids)
Source: RefSeq, a predicted model, not a curated record
UCCAUGAUGACUCCUCCCCUCCUCCUGACUACUCCAGAGGGACAUUAAGCAGCAAGACCAAGUUGGGGCAAAGAUCUUGGGGAGACCCUACUCGUAGGACCCUCAGAGAUGGGGUCUUUGCUGCUGUGGGGCUUGGUUGCCAUCUUCGCUCUUGUGGAUCUCAUUGAUUCGGGAUGUGGGGCAGAGUCCACAGAUGCUGUUCUGGAGACAGAGGACAACCCCAGUAAGGAAGGUGUAGAAACUCCACGGCUGUCCAGGACAACCUGGCAUCAGAAACACAGGCCCACCGUUUACAGGACCGGCAGUCUUUCUGCCCUCAGCAGAGCCCUCAUGAUGAACCUGAGCAUUGCACAUGAGACAGAAGAAAACAUCCGUCGUGAGAGAGGAGCCAACUUCAUCAGGGAUCCUUGCUGGGGAUGCUGUGGGACUCAGUUUCCCAACCACACCAGAAGCAGAGCGGCUGGAUCCUUUGCUGGGACAAAGUGGAGCGGCCACCAGAAAGGCAACGCCACCACUGAUCACUGCCGAGGCUGCUGUGGGACGUCAAAUACUACGGCUCGGACCAAACCCCUAGGAAGAAGGGAGGAGGGGAAAGGGUCCCAAAGCUCAGAGGGCAGCCCCAGCAGGAGGCCCUGGGGGCCAGCAAGGUCCCAAAUAAACCGUCUUCCCAGAGGGGAGAAAACGGAUGGACCAUUUUCUCCGGAGGUGCCGUAUAGCAACAUCACAGCAGAGGGUGAACAGCAAAAGGCCAAAUGAAUGGCUUCCAGAGAGGAGAGGCAAUUAAAAAACAAAAAACGACAUUGCCAGGCAACUUGAAGAAGAUCCAUGGCUGAGAACUGAGAUAAAGACACUGUGGACGUUACCUGAGCAAUGCUCUAUUUGCAGUAAAUGUGCUCCCCUUAUUAUGAGUCUCUGGAUUCUUCUCUGCAGAGUACGAAUAAGAAAUAGACUUGGAGUGACACUUUGCACUGGAUGGAAGCUGCAUGUUCUUGAGUUGAAGCUCAUCCGGGAGAAACUUGCCCCAUGAAACUAGCCCAGGUCAUCCAGCAAGGAGUCUGUUUCAGGACACUUUUAAUCUACAGCACAGAGCACUGUGCUAAUCGCUCCCCACUGAGGGAGGACGUCAGAAACAUAAAAUGAAAUGCUUCAUCAUCAGAAGCACCUAUUGCAGCCUUCAUCAGCCUAGUGGCCUCCAGAUGUUUUGGACCACAAUUCCCAUCAGCCCCAGCCAAUACUGCUGGCUGCAGCUGAUGGGAGUUGUGGUCCAAAACAUCUGGAAGGCAUUAGGUUGGGGGUGGCUGACGUACUGUAUCUUAGGCACUUUGUCUAAAUAAGUACAUAAACAAAUAAAGAGAAGUCAUAGAAAUAAUAAUAAAAGCUUCAACAAGUAGCCCUCACUCUUGAAAACCUAUGUUAGUGUUUGCAAAUUGCUAUCAGGGAGAUUGUAUUGUACAAUUUGUAAAAAUAAUACUGUUUCUGUUAAAAAAUAAAUAAAUAAAAACUGCCAAAA